Molecule: messenger RNA, 6636 nt
Organism: Paramisgurnus dabryanus
Lineage: Eukaryota; Metazoa; Chordata; Actinopteri; Cypriniformes; Cobitidae
Product: brain-enriched guanylate kinase-associated protein
Cellular component (GO): synapse
Source: RefSeq, a predicted model, not a curated record
GCGGACGCCAAAUCAUCCAAACUCUCUGCAGGAACAGAAGGAGGACCUGCGGAAGCGUCUCUCCUAUACCACUCAUAAGCUGGAGCUUUUAGAACAAUACAGAGCAGUUACUCAGCAUUGCAACGGAUCAACCAGGACUUGGAGGAUAAAAUCCACAGAAAUGUGAACUGACCGACGAUGCACGCUCGCUUGCACAGAGACCAAAGCGGUGAUUGGGCCAGCUUAAUGUCGUUUAAAAAAAUAACCAAUGGGCUGCUGCUUAAAUGUCAGUGGGCCGGUCUGUCUAGAAAAAAAGACCCUAACUGGGCUGCUCAGACAAAAAUAGUAUGAGAUGUAUCGGCCCAAAAAGUACGUCGGCCCACCGGGAAACUGCCCGGUGUGCCAGAUGGCCAGUCCGCCCCUGCCUCAGUGGGAAGUCUGUGGGAAGGAAAAAAUGUGGCAAAAAACGCUGCACAACGAGAAGAGGUGACUGGACCCUAAGGAAGAUUUUGGAGAAGGACCGAUUCCAGACCUUGGGGGACCUGCGGAAGCAGUGGACUGAGUCUGGAGUAGAAACAUCCAGAGCCACCGUGCAGAGGCGUGUGGAGGAAAUGGACUACAGGUGCCACAUUCCCCAGGUCAAGCCACUUUUGAAUCAUAAACAUUAAAAACAUAUUCACACUUUUUGGACAUAAAGUUAUAUGGUAACAUGAGCCACAUGAAGUUUACAGCUCUGUUGUUUAUCAGUUUCUUAUACAAGUUAAGUUUUUGAAAAGGGUGUGUUCCCAAAUAAACUGAAAAUGUCCUACUGACCCUCAUUUCUAUUUUGAUUAUAUUGUUAACUUCUUAAUAAACCUCAAACAAACAUGUAUACAUUUGUCCUCACAUUCUUUACUGUAGUUCCCUCCUGCCUCAUUAUGCAGCUCAUUAUGUGAGGCUUUGUUUGCUAGCUGUCAAUCAAUCCUUCUCGCAUACGGCCCCUCUAAACAAAAAGUGUCUUACAAUUUCUAAAUAAAUAUAUUGGUUUAUGUGAAUAAGUAGGCAGGAUGAUUUUUACAUCAUUUUAAAGAAAAAACUCUAGACUACUAGAUUCUGUUUAGGAAAGUCUUGUUAAAACAUGUUUAGUAUGGGUUUUGUGGACUUAUAUCAGUGACUUAAAAUUUUUGCUUUUUUAAAAACCACGCAUAAACCUUUUUCUCUCAACAAUACAAACAUGUACAUACAUGUAGCUCAUAUAAUAUUUUAGCCCAGUUUGUGCUGAACACAGUGGUAUGAGACACUUGCCAUUAUUAUGUUUUAAAGCAACUGAAAAAAGACCAAAUGUAAGAGCAUGUCAGAACCUCUGACAGUGUCCAAAAAUGGUCGGAUCCCAGAGGGUUAAAAAUCCCAGGAUGUCUUUUGAAAAAGAGGCCUACUAAUAAUCCCCUCAUACUAAUUGGCUAUUUCACUCUGUCUCCUUUCCACUAAUAUCGUUCUGACGUCAUCAGAGAGAGACGCUGAGAGAGAGACGAGGAGAGGAGUCGCAAGCCCGAAGCUCCGUUGAGCUUAUCAGCUAAAUCCUAUUUUUUCACUAUCUUAUUCCUAUCUAUAUAAUAUAACUUGUUAGUUUAUCUUAGGAAUACUUUACCUUGACGAUUACUGAAUUGUAUUACUAAGCGAAACGAUUUUAUCACUAGUAACACCCAGUGUUAGCAUAUAGCCCGCUAGCAUUUCUUACCGUCUGUUUACUUAAACCUGCCAUCGUUGGCGAUCUAAUGGCGGAUUCAUCCGAGGUAUGCUUUUCUGAUCUGUCCACACAAGAUCAGGAAGCUGUGAAGGAGGUGCUGCCCGGCCUUCGCAGAGUCAGCGUGCCUCAAAUCACCCUGACCACAGACGCUCGUAGGCGGCCGAGGCGUACUGCGAGCCAGCACCCGUCUCCAUGCAGCUUCACGGACCGCGUUCGGGCGAACGGAGACGCCAUCGCCCAGCAUGAAAACGUCAGAGCACCACGAUGAUGAGAAACGAGCGCUUAGUAGAGAAAUCAUUGUCCUCAACAAUCACCUAAUGGAAGCUAAGAUGACCAUUGACAAACUGAGAGAGGACAAUGACCUAUACAGGAAAGACUGUAACCUAGCUGCCCAGCUCUUGCAAUGCAGUAAGUCUCACUACAGAGCCCAGUUAUCUGAGCUGCCUGCAGAGUUUCAGGAACGUGUAAGCAUACACAUGGAAAGUUCUUCCCUUUGCCACUCUCCAUAUGCUGACACAGUGCCUGCCUCUGUCAUUGCCAAGGUCCUAGAGAAACCAGACGAGGUCUGCAGCAGUCAAGCCUCUCGAUCACCUAGCCCACAACCCCAGAAACGGCAGGGAUUUCUUGUGGGCACCAACCUUGUAGGUAGCACUGAACGUCCUGGUCUCCGAGCUACAUACAAGUCUGACUUGUACAGCAGUGACACAGCACUUUAUUGCCCUGAGGAACGGAGGCGAGAGCGCAGACCUAGCAUGGACCUCCAUGGGCAGUGGAAGGUCUAUAAACCCCAGAACUCCACUGACAGCAACCCAGAAGAGGGUUCCAUGUCCCUACAGCCUACCUUCUCACAAGACCAUUUCCGAAAGUUUGCCACCUCUUUGGGAGGUGGCUCUAGCUCUUACUCCAGCUUUAGUGGGGGAGGAUCAGAGGAUAAGGGUCAGGAUCCUCCUAGUAGUGCUGCAUCUUCUCCACGUCACCAUCCCCUUUACAUGGACUGGAGGGAUGGUGGGGAAUAUGAGCACAAAAGCGACUCAUCUUGGGAGAGGGAAAGUCCAAGCGCCUUUACUAAUGCCCAUGUUUUUCAACCACCUGAGUCCAGCCACCAUAAGAAUGGUAGCUCACCUAUCUACAGCAGAACUAUGUCCUCCUGUUACAGUGAACCCUUUGAGCCCCUGCCACCCUCAACCUCACCCAGUAUCACUUAUGGUGACAGUCGCCGUGGAAGUGGUUUUGUUCCUGAGGAAGAGGAGCUGAUUGGUCGAUGGCGGCAACUAAGUGUCGAGGACCUAAGUGCUCACACAUACCGCAGUCCUGGUCGGGCCUCACCCUACAGCUUCUCUGAGCAGCACUUUUCAGUCAGGCCUGCCAAAAUUCGUCUUGGUCCUCUCUACAGUAGCUUCCAAGAGGGUACUGAUGUAUACCACCAGGCAGGGGUCCUAGACCCCUUCUCUAGCCCCAGCCCUGAGUGCAGCCCAGGUUUACAUCAACAGCAAAGUCAGCCUCACUUGUACUGCUCAAAAGAGGACAGCCAAGAGUCCGAGCACAGCCUCUACAGCCCCAAGGAAGGUGGAGUGGCAGCUGGAGGCCAGACAACAGAGUAUGUUGACAUAAGUACCAACAGCUCAAAUGAGUCGCUAAAUCAUGGAUCUCUGGAGAUGGCUGCUGACCUUCAGCAUUUUCAACCUGAGAGGUGCAGUGUGUCCCCUCAGGGAACCACCCCACCACCUCCUCCACAACAACAGUACCAAAAAUUUGGCACACUAGGACUGUCACGUAAGGACAGUCUCACAAAGGCACAGCUCUAUGGUACAUUACUAAACUAAAAAAAAAAAGGUUCAUGAUUGCCCCCUCUUGUGAGUAUGUUUUGAAUGUGAAGCUACAGUUACACCCAAAUGCAUCAUGGGAUCUAAAGUAUUUUUGAUGUGGUAGCUCUUACAGUGUUACAGUGUUUUCUAAAGAUUAAACAUGAUUUGGUCAUGUUUUUACAGUUAGUAUGGAUCUCUAACAGUCAGUACUAUUUGUAUAGCUUAUUUUAAAAGUUAAUCAAUGGUUUUGUGUGGUUUGUAAAAUAAAUUGAAGGCCAUAAAGAUUAAGGUUUUUGAAAAACAUCUCUAGUUUUAAGUGUAACAGGCCAAAUUUUGUUUUACCUUUCUACCUUCACAAUAGUGUGAUAUGAAUUAACAGCACAUAUGUAUAAAUGCUAUAUAAAAGAAAUGCUAAUUUUGACAAAGGUAUGUUUUCUUAUAUAAUUGAUGAAUAGCUUUAUUAAUCAUUAUGUAAUCAAUAAUUUAAUAAGUGUAAUAUUGUGGGGAGAAACAGAAUUGUCAUAAACACAAUUCUACAGAAUUGUAAAUGACUUAUAUUGCUAAAAAUAUGGUAAUCAGCACAAUUAGACACGCUGCAUAAAAAUAUGCAUAUAAAAUGCCUCAAAUUAUUUGUCAUGAUUACAAUUUGAGAUUAUAGUUAAAUCUAUGACAAUUUCUUUUGCUGUGAUGAGCAAGACAUUUUGAAGAUAUUUUUGAAAAUAAACUCUGCAUGGAUUUAUAUUAUCCUCAGUCCAUCAAGAAAACAGAUUGCAACCAAAGCGAUACUUCAAAUCUAUUUCUAUAGAUGGUUUCAGCAGCAACAACAUAAACAAUCAGCUUUUGUGGACUAAAUGCAACUUCUGGUAGACUUCCACACAGAAUCAAUAACAACAGAAACCUUUUACAGUAGUUUAUUUCUGAUAACUAGGGAACUAAAUGACAAGUAAAUUACCGUUGUUCAUAAAUAAUAUCUAACACGUGUCAACUAUUACACUGAGUUAACAUUACUGUGUAAAAUAAUGUACAUAAUGCUAGCUACAGGUUCUUGAAAUUUUGCCUGGCUGCCAAACCACACUGCACAAUUGUAAUCCAUGCUCAUCGUCUCUCCUUAUCUUUAGGAGAGGUCAGUUUAGCUACUAGCCAUAUCGAUAAAUAAAUACGGACUGGAAGUUCAGUUUAGGCAUGUAAUCUCGACAACUCGUGUGCAUCUAAUGAAAUGGAUUCAAAGAAUUCAAGGAUCUGUUUUUUUUGCUUGAAAUAAUCUACUCUAGAGGAACUCAGUUGUUAUUGAUUUUUUUUGUGGAAGUCUACUGGAAGUUAAGUUCAGGCCAUGACAGCUGUUUGUUAUGUUGUUACCAGGGGCGCAUUUCGAUAAACUACCUGAGAUACCUAAACUGUCCAUUUAUUUCUGAUAUCAAGCUACGUUGCGCAAGUUAUGUUGCACAAGUUACGUUGACACGUAGGCCUAGUUAUUUAACCUUAUCAAAGAACCUAUUAAAAUAUGAAAAAUAUAUAUAUUCCCAAAUAUUUAUAUAGGCUAUAGGGAAUUUGAUGCAACAUAUAUGGUUUUUAUUUUGUUUUUUAUGAUAAAGUUGCAAUUUCUUUACCCGACCCAACCCGCGGGUUACUAGACGACCUGCACCUCACUAUUAGACACAUUAAAGUUAGAAGACAGGGACGCUUCUGGCUCAUAAAAGAAUGCAGCCUGUUUUUUACCAAGGCUAUCUUUAUAAAUGGCCGCUCACCGGUGGCAUUUGUUACAGGUAGCGUGAGAAAUAAGCAGAGAACAAUGUCUAUGUUUGAAAAUGUACCACCAUUUGUAACACUUCAGUUCAGGUUAGUUGAGGUAGACUCACUCAAAUCUUUCAUGUGCACAUUCGCAGCUGAACUACCAACAUUAUCAGUGCCCAUAAAGAGUGUAAAUGUUUGCUCACUUUUAGGGUGCCUCUCAAUUCUAUAUUGUGCAUCCUGGUUUUCUUUCCUCGCUUUCUUUCCUCACAUCUUAGCUCCACCCUUUUAGAAUGCAAUUGAGAAAAGACGAGAGGAUGGAGAAGUUGAAGCAUGAAGUAAAAUGGCUUAUCCUCAUUUCUUACUCUUUAUAUAAAGUUAAUUUUCUAUUAUCAAAUUAUCAAGUGCAUUAAAAAUCAAACUUACUUUAAGACGUGAUGUGUCAAGGGGGAGAAGAUUUAUAUGUGCAUCAGGUUUAAUUGAAAAAACACUUCUGCAUUGUGUAUCCUUGUCAUGGCUCCUUAGGAAGCCUCCUAACUGCUCGUUCCUCACCUCCUUGUGAUGCAAUUAAAGAAUUGGGAUGUCCUUCAAGAUAGCAAAGCUUGAUCGGUUUUUGGGUCAAAGGAUGUCGGAGUUAGGAAAAUAGGAAGCAUAUUGAGAAGCACCCAGUGUGUUGUUCUAAAAGCUCUGUUGUUUUAUUGCCACUGUCUUGAUUGUCUGCAGGCCACGUUUUAGAUCCAUGCUGGUUGUCACUCUGUAAAGCAUCAUCUAAAAGCUGAUUAGACCCAUCUGCAGGCUUAAAAUAUCCUGAAAUGUUCAAAAGCUGCUGAUUGCACUGUUCCAUCAAUUUGUGCAUUUUUCUUUUCUGUGCCCCACUAUUCUGCUUCUAUUCUGCUUGUUGCCUUGCUCUCUCAUGAGGCAAUGAUUUCGGUGGCAGCCUUCAUAGACAUCGUAAUGGAAUUCUUUUUUUACAUUUAAACAGAAAGCACAUUUGUGAUAACUAAUCCCAUAUUGAAUACUGCAAUACUAAUUUCUCGCUAGAAUUGCAAUCAAAAGGUGUAAAAAGUGAAAAUAUAACAUUAUUUACUAUAAAUUUGUGCUCCAGCCUUUCAUGGCCACCAUUUUGGUAACACUUUACGGUAAUGGUACAUGAAUUAUCAUGAAUUCAUGUAUAAAUUCAUGCAUGAAAUAUGCAUUCAUUUAUGCAUUAAUAUCUCAUGAAUCAUCAAGAACUAACACGAGUUCAACGUCUUUCAUUCAUGACUUCAUGGAUGAACAACACCUUAAUUAAAACAUUAACUAAGAGGAGUACAUCAUCAUGAAUUAUGAUUUAUUACACAUGAUCAUGAGGUUUUCUUUGUUCACAAAAAAAUCGGUCUUCACCACCCAUUGUGGAUA